AAAGCUGCAGCUGCGAAAAGUAAAACAACUGUUGAAAAUGUUAGUUACGAAAAAGGGGUUGAUAACUCCUUGAAGAUGACUGACUGCGAUGGUCACAAGUCACUGGACCAGGAUGAGUACUCGUAUGCCUAUACRAAUGCAAUAACACUUGGCAGAAGAAACAUGUCGAAUGGUCACCCUAAUAAAGGUCCACAAAAUACAGUGUCCAAUGAUGGUAAGGUUGAGGGUUUGGACAAGCAUGGUUCUGUAUUUCAUCCCAGUGCAGGGCCUGUUUUCAAAGUACUUGAAGCUCCACAAUAUGCUGAGGUUAAUAAUCCCAAAAACGAAGUUAAAAAUCGACCUUAUUUUGAUAGUGCAAUGUACAACAAAAAGGUAGUGAAAGCGCAAAAGGCAAACAGCCAGAAAGAGCCUUUGUACGAUGUCCUUGAAGAUCCAGGAUCUUUGAAUGAACCUCUCGAGGAACGAGAGGCUCCUUGUUAUCAGGUUCUGGAGGGGCCAUUUCCAGAGGGUGCUCCAUUGUAUGACGUCAUUGCGCAGCCACCAUCAAGUGAUAACCCAAGUGAUGAUACCAAAAGAAAUGUUAAACAAGCUUGCAAUUAUAGUGUCACCUUAUAUGAUUCCGUUGGGGAAGUAAUCAAUGACACAUCUGAUAUCUAAGCUUAUC
Molecule: messenger RNA, 664 nt
Organism: Actinia tenebrosa (Australian red waratah sea anemone)
Lineage: Eukaryota; Metazoa; Cnidaria; Anthozoa; Actiniaria; Actiniidae
Source: RefSeq, a predicted model, not a curated record